Molecule: messenger RNA, 348 nt
Organism: Rhopalosiphum maidis (corn leaf aphid)
Lineage: Eukaryota; Metazoa; Arthropoda; Insecta; Hemiptera; Aphididae
Exons: 1
Coding region: 1-348 (115 amino acids)
Source: RefSeq, a predicted model, not a curated record
AUGGUUAUCUUUGGAAUUUCGAUUUAUACACGGGUAAAAGAGGUGACUGUCGAAACAAAUCUUGAGGGACGAGUAGUCAAAAAUUUAACAAAUCCAUUACAUCAUAAAAACCAUAACUUGUACAUUGAUAAAUUUUUUAAAAGUGUACCACUUUUGGCAUACCUGAAAUCAAAACGUAUUUUUUGCUGUGGAACUGUUAAAAGUACUAGAAAAUAUUUGCCAAAGUUAGAGUUAGAUAAAAACAUGAUCAUGGGUGACAUUGACUGGAACAUGAGCAAUGUGAUAUUACAUUUCAAUUGUCAAAUGGAAAGACAAACGAGGAGUCACUUUGCUGUCCAACUUUCAUAA